ACUCUUUGUCUGCUCCGUCUCUCGUUCUCCCUCGACGUCGUCGUGGGGCUCUCGGCCUCCAAGGUGGCGAUGACAGUGAGUCACUCGGCCGCGGGAUUUGUCGAAUGCUGGGGAAAAUCGGAGACGUGUUGUGGGAGGAUUCAGGUUUGACUGUGAUGGUGACCUCCUUCUGUAGCGGAGGAAUGUUUGGUUGUAUCCUGCAGCUGCUGCGGGAGGAGUAGGAGGAGCAGGAGGAGUAGCAGCAGCAGCAGAAGAAGUAGAAAUGGCAGCUGUGGCUGCAGACGGAAGCCUGUGUUGCAUCAGCCGGACGCAAUUGCGGGGCAUAGUAUAUGAGCCGAGUCCGGGAGUGGUGGCGGGAUUCGGAGUACGGAGGAGGACGAGCUUUCUGUGCGGGAGGAGGUUGAGGAUUUUGAGGACUGAGUUCCUGAGGAAAGGUAGAGGAGGAGCAGGGAGCGAGGGAGUGCCAGUGUCGCCGCAGGCAAUGUGGGGCCAGAAAGCGGAGCCCAAGCCGACUUGGGUCGCGUUGGAGCUGAUCGAGAGCGAAGAGCAAUUCGAUCAGAUUCUCAGUGAGGCGCAGGAGCGCAAUCAGUCUAUAGUGAUCGAAUGGAUGGCUGCGUGGUGCAGGAAGUGUAUAUAUUUGAAGCCCAAGUUGGAGAAAUUAGCUGCCGAUUAUCACAAGGAAAUUAAGUUUUAUUACAUCGAUGUGAACAGCGUCCCUCAGUCUCUAGUCAAGCGGGCGGAGGUGACCAAAAUGCCCACGAUCCAGCUGUGGAAGGACGGCAUUCGACUAGCAGAGGUCAUAGGUGGUCACCAAGCAUGGCAGGUCCUGGAUGAAAUUAAAGAUAUGAUCUCCAGAAGCAAGCCAAGAGUUUAGAGCUCAGCUGCAUUGUAAAUUUAUUCAGAGCGAUGGACAUGUCCGUGCACUCAGGUCCACAUUUCUUGUGUUCCAUGUACACUGCUUAUUUUUUAAGGCUGUAUUACAGAUUCAGUCAAACAGAGAGGUGAAUUGUAUUGUUGAC
Marchantia polymorpha subsp. ruderalis is the source of this 1019-nucleotide messenger RNA. The record is from the annotation of a GenBank genome assembly. NCBI's taxonomy places the organism in Eukaryota, Viridiplantae, Streptophyta, Marchantiopsida, Marchantiales, Marchantiaceae.